AUGUCAGAUAUAAUGACAACUACAGCAAGUAGUUCAACCAAUAAAUAUAAUAAUGAUGAUAGCAAAUAUCAACCAAUAGUUGUUCUUCAAUAUGACGAAUUACCACAAAUUAACGUCACCAAUUUAAAGAGUUCAGCACAAUCCAUUCAAGUAGACGAUGACUAUGAUGAAACAUACCUUUCAACACGUUCAAUUUCAACAUAUCCCAUGCUGCCACAUGGUGAAAAAGAUGGGGAUCCAAUAGCCGAUAAAUUAUUUGUUCAAGUUCAUAAAAAUAGAGCCGUUUUAGCGAUUGCAGAUGGAUGCAAUUGGGGAAAGAGACCUGCAAUGGCAGCAAAAGACGCAAUCGCUGCAUUUGCCCAAUAUUUUAAUGAAAGACAGAACGACAUCAACUCACUUCAAGACGCUGGUCACUUUUUGUUAAGAGCAUUUUGUGAAGCUCAUAAUAAAAUCGUGGAAGGUAAACCAGAUAUUUGGGAAGCUGGCACAACAACUUUAUUAGGUGGUUUAGUACUCGAGUUUGAACAAGCCUCUGAAGAUCAACCAAAAUGGGGUUUCCUCUGCGCUAGUGUAGGUGAUUGCAAAGCUUUUCUCAUCUCCCAUAAAAUGAAACAGGCAAUUGAUGUAACCAAUGGCAAUAGAUGUAAUCUUAGUGAUACCAGAGAUCCAGGUGGAAGACUCGGUCCAUAUGUUGGUCAAGGUUGGCCUGAUCUUCGUAACUUGAAAUUAUAUUUCACUUUUUGUGAAGAGAACGAUAUUGCACUUGUUGUUUCCGAUGGUGUCCAUGAUAAUUUAGAUCCAAUAAUGUUGGGUAAAACACCUGAUGAAUUAAACAUCAAAGACGUUAAAGGUUGGGAAGAAUUAAAUCAAGAAGACCUCUUAAGAGAAAAAACUUGUUUCAUGAAAAAGUUAUUAGAAGAAAUGAUUUUCCAAGCUUCCCCAGAUGCAUCUGAUAAAGUCAUUAAUCCAUCUGAUAUAGCUAAAAAAAUAAUCGAUCAUUGUUCAAGUGUUACACAUAAUGCAAGAGAAUUUAUGCAAUCUUAUCCAAAUAAAAAACAACCAAAUGAUUAUAGAGAGUUCCCAGGUAAAAUGGAUCAUACAACAUGCGUAGCAUUUAAAGUUGGUUCAAAAUUUUAA
Messenger RNA from Dictyostelium purpureum, 1137 nucleotides. RefSeq lists its product as uncharacterized. Bases 1 to 1137 code for a protein of 378 amino acids. The transcript is spliced from 2 exons. NCBI's taxonomy places the organism in Eukaryota, Evosea, Eumycetozoa, Dictyosteliales, Dictyosteliaceae. The record is from RefSeq and is a predicted model, not a curated record.